Messenger RNA from Cladophialophora immunda, 318 nucleotides. RefSeq lists its product as uncharacterized. The record is from RefSeq and is a predicted model, not a curated record. The transcript has a single exon. Lineage: Eukaryota; Fungi; Ascomycota; Eurotiomycetes; Chaetothyriales; Herpotrichiellaceae. Bases 1 to 318 code for a protein of 105 amino acids.
AUGGUGGAUCAACAAGAUCUAGACAAUAUUGACGAAAAAGAUAUUGCAUAUACCAUUCGGUCUGUCUUCAACAUUGACCCGGCCAAUAAGAUCCGGCUGAUCAUGGUCUACCCGGUUUCCACUGGCCGGAACACGGCUGAAGUCCUUCGGGUCAUCGACGCACUCCAGCUUGGUGGCGAAAGAGGAGUGACGGAUCCCAUCAACUGGGAGAUGCGGCAAGAUGUGAUUGUGCCUCCCUCAUUUUCCACUGGGGACGCGAAGGAGAAGUUUGUUGAUGUAAAGGUCGCCCAUAUCAGAGGUUCGCGACGGGCAAUUUGA